AUGGAAGAUGGCGGUUCUGGGCUACGAGCCCCACGCUACCCAGCGGAAGAUACAAGUCCAACAAGCGAUCGAGAGCUGAGAGGAUUUUUUUGUUAUGGAUUGGCCGCUGAGGUAUUCGCUGUUUGUGCUGUUGGUUCAUUUUUACCCGUUACAUUAGAGCAACUUGCUCGUGAACAAGGUGUUCUUUUUACAGACAAAAUCACACCUUGCACGGCGAAAAAUGCAACCGCCAUUGCAAAUGCUACUGUUAAUGCAUUGGUGUCAAGAGCUGAAGGCUCAGAUACACAUCAAUGUAUCAUCAAUGUGUUUGGUACUGAGUUAACCACAGCAAGCUUUGCAAUGUACACAUUUUCUAUUUCUGUGUUUAUGCAGGCUCUUGCCCUUGUCUCUGUCAGCUCGGUUGCUGAUCAUGGUACUUGGCGUAAGAAGCUUCUAGCAGGAUUUGGCUUCACGGGAUCCGUGUCUGCUAUGCUUUUUCUUCUGGUAGUUCCACAGAUUUUUGUGGUUGGGUCCCUGCUGACUGUCAUCUGUGUUGUGUGUCUUGGAUGCUCUUUUGUCAUUCUUAAUUCUUACUUGCCACUAUUGGUUCUUAAUCAUCCACUUGCUCAGAGUAAUGAAGAUCAGUCGAAUGGCUCCUCAUCUGUUCCUCUUCGGCCAAUAUCUACUGGACAAAGUAGCCGAAAGCCGAGAGAGAGCUUCCGCCAAAGAGCCGACAAGAAAGUCGACAUAGGAUCCAAGGCCGAUUCUUCAGAUCUUCAACUUUCCACACAGAUAUCAUCUAAAGGAGUAGGGAUUGGUUACAUGGCUGCAGUUUCCGUGCAAGUAGUUUGCAUUCUCAUUUUAUAUUUCAUGAACAAAAUGGGGGUUUCGUCAACACUUCCUUUGCGAACAGUAUUAUUCUUCGUUGGAUCUUGGUGGCUUACAUUUACAAUUCCAUCAAUUAUGUGGCUCCGAGAUAGACCUGGACCACCACUACCAACAGCCCUGUAUGAGGGACGGGCUUUUGUACGUACUUGUAUGUCAUAUACAAUCUUUGCUUGGAAAUCGUUAUGGAAAACAGUCAAGGUUGCCGUCAAACUUCGACAAGUUUUAAUUUUCCUUAUUGCCUGGUUCCUCCUUUCAGAUGCUGUGGCCACUAUUUCAGCAACUGCUAUCUUGUUCGCUAGAACUGAGCUACAAAUGGGAACUGUAGCCGUCGCUGUGCUUUCUAUAGUGGCCACAAGUUCUGGGAUAGUCGGUGCAACGGUUUGGCCUAUCAUAUCGAAACGAUUCUGUUUGAGAACAAACCACAUAAUCGUCUGUUGUCUCUUACUUCUAGAAUUGGUUCCAUUGUAUGGACUUCUUGGUUUUAUACCGUUUGUACAGGCUUGGGGAGUAGGAGGUUUGCAGCAGUGGUAUGAAAUUUACCCUCUAGGUAUCAUUCACGGAAUGGUGAUGGGUGGCCUAUCUUCAUACUGUCGAUCAUUUUAUGGUCUAUUAAUACCGCCCGGUAGUGAAGCUGCAUUCUAUGCAUUAUUCGCAAUCACAGAUAAAGGAAGCUCGGCGGUAGGACCGGCUAUUGUUGGUAAAAUUGUAGAUGCAACGGGUCAAAUUCGACCGGCAUUUGGAUUUUUAGCAGUUUUGAUUGCGUUACCUAUUCCGCUCAUUUGGAUGGUAGAUGUGGAGAAAGGACAAGAGGAUGCCAUUCGGAUGGCGGGAUUGAUGAAGACUACUGAUGAUGGCCAUGAAGAUUUCGAUUCUAUUGAAGGGUCAUCUGAUGGUCAUGAAGCGGAAGGGCUUAUGCGAGAUCAUGAUUAA
This is a messenger RNA of Botrytis byssoidea, 1797 nucleotides long. RefSeq lists its product as uncharacterized. Gene Ontology annotation, biological process: amino acid transmembrane export from vacuole. The transcript is spliced from 3 exons. The coding region runs from base 1 to 1797 and encodes 598 amino acids. The record is from RefSeq and is a predicted model, not a curated record. Lineage: Eukaryota; Fungi; Ascomycota; Leotiomycetes; Helotiales; Sclerotiniaceae.